AUGCGUGCCUCACUUCUCCUUCUCAGUGUUACGGUCGCUCUCGCUAGCCCAACGCCCCGUAACUAUGUCAUUCAUGAGCGGCGCGAUGCAUUGCCCAGUGUCUGGGUUGAGGAAAGCCGGUUGGAGAAGAGUGCUAUGCUGCCUAUGCGAAUAGGGCUUGCUCAGUCCAACUUGGAUCGUGGUCACGAAAUAUUGAUGGAGCUGUCUCAUCCACAAUCAUCUCGCUACGGACAGCACCUCUCCAGCGAGGAGGUGCAUGACCUGUUUGCUCCGUCGAAUGAGGCCGUGGAGAACGUCCGAGCCUGGAUUGAGUCUGCUGGCAUUGCCCCAGGCCGCAUCUCACAAUCCUACAAUAAGCAGUGGCUGCACUUUGAUGCCCACGCAAGCGAGGUCGAGCAGCUUCUGCAGACGGAAUACUACAUCUAUUCACACGCCGACACGGGAAGCACCCAUGUGACAUGCCAUGAAUACCACGUGCCUGAGGCUAUUCAAUCGCACAUCGACUACAUAACACCAGGAGUGAAGAUGUUGGAAGUGCGCGGCAUGCCCUCCAAGAAGAGAGAUACAGAGAAGCGUUUCCUUGGCAGUCUGCCCCCGAUUCUAGCUCCACUACCAAUCAAUAUCACCAAGAUUUUCGAUGACCCGCUAGCACACUGCGAUCUGGCCGUGACACCAGACUGUAUUAGAGCCAUGUACAACAUCACCAAAGGAACAACAGCCACAAAGGGCAACGAGCUCGGCAUCUUCGAAGACCUAGGAGACAUCUACAGUCAAGAAGACCUAAACCUUUUCUUCUCCAACUUUGCCAGCGAGAUCCCCCAAGGAACCCAUCCAACCCUCGACUCCAUCGACGGAGCCACCGCGCCAACAGACGUCACCAACGCGGGCCCCGAGUCCGACCUCGACUUCCAGAUGGCCUACCCGAUCAUCUGGCCCCAAAACACCAUCCUCUACCAAACCGACGACCCCAACUACGAAGACAACUACAACUACAAAGGCCUCCUCAACAACUUCCUCUACGCCAUCGACGGCUCCUACUGCAACGAAACCUCCUCCCUAGACCCUCAAUACCCAGACCCCUCCCCAGACGGCUACAACUCCCCCAAGCAAUGCGGCGUCUACACCCCGACAAACGUAAUCUCCAUCUCCUACGGCAGCCCAGAAGCCGAGCUCCCCAUCGCCUACCAACGCCGCCAAUGCCACGAGUUCAUGAAACUCGGCCUGCAAGGCAUCACUGUCGUCGUAGCAUCCGGCGACUCCGGCGUCGCCUCCAGCACCGGCGCCUGCCUGGGCACCUCAGACAACAUCUUCGUCCCCGACUUCCCAGCCACAUGUCCCUACCUAACCGUAGUAGGAGGCACAUACCUCCCACUAGGCUCCGACGCCGCCAAAGACGAAGAAAUCGCAGUCACCCGCUUCCCCUCCGGCGGCGGGUUCAGUAAUAUCUACGCCCGACCAUCAUACCAGAACCACUCCGUGGAAGCCUAUUUUUCCACUACCUCCGACGAGCUCACCUACCCCUACUACUCAGAAGUAAACUACACAGACUUCUCCACCGCAGACGGGAUCUACAACCGCAUCGGACGAGGAUACCCCGAUGUCUCUGCAAUCGCAGAUAACAUCAUCAUCUAUAAUAAGGGCGAAGCCACAUUAGUAGGCGGUACCUCUGCCGCGGCGCCGGCGUUCGCGGCCAUGUUGACGCGCAUUAAUGAGGAGAGGUUGGCGAAGGGGAAGGCCACGGUGGGGUUUGUGAAUCCGGUGUUGUAUGAACAUACCGAGGCGUUUAAGGAUGUGACCGUUGGGGAGAAUCCGGGGUGUGGAACGGAUGGGUUUCCGGUUGCGAGGGGGUGGGAUCCUGUUACGGGGUUGGGGACGCCGAGGUUUGAGAGGUUGAUGGAUUUAUUCAUGAAGCUUGAUUGA
Messenger RNA from Aspergillus tubingensis, 1920 nucleotides. Its product is annotated as S53 family peptidase. Lineage: Eukaryota; Fungi; Ascomycota; Eurotiomycetes; Eurotiales; Aspergillaceae. The transcript has 5 exons. The coding region runs from base 1 to 1920 and encodes 639 amino acids. Gene Ontology annotation, biological process: proteolysis. Gene Ontology annotation, molecular function: serine-type endopeptidase activity; tripeptidyl-peptidase activity. The record is from RefSeq and is a predicted model, not a curated record.